Messenger RNA from Pochonia chlamydosporia 170, 2187 nucleotides. Its product is annotated as fungal zn(2)-Cys(6) binuclear cluster domain-containing protein. Lineage: Eukaryota; Fungi; Ascomycota; Sordariomycetes; Hypocreales; Clavicipitaceae. Gene Ontology annotation, molecular function: DNA-binding transcription factor activity, RNA polymerase II-specific; zinc ion binding. The record is from RefSeq and is a predicted model, not a curated record. Gene Ontology annotation, biological process: regulation of DNA-templated transcription. The transcript has a single exon. Bases 1 to 2187 code for a protein of 728 amino acids.
AUGGUGCAAGACGUCCUUGAUCUCUUGAAUCAACCCCUACUGGACGAGCUGACAACUACCAACGAUCAAUUCAACCACAUUACGCUGCGGAACGACCCAGAGCGCCAAUACCAAUCACCCGAAUCUGAGUCCGACCUGCCGAGAUAUGCGGACUCCGUUAACUCGAUAUGUUCUCAACGUCAGGGGAAUUGCCACCUUGACGCCGACAACUUCAACAGAAAUAUUCCAGCAGGCACAGGGGUAGGGAAGGAUGCAGCAGCGCCAGAAAGCUAUGUCCGUGGAGUUUUGAGAACAGGACCACUAAGGCGGCAGAAUCACGCUUGCGACACCUGUAGGUCGUCAAAAAGAGCUUGUGACCUACCUGUUGAUGGGACUGUCUUGCAAAAGCAUGAAACUCGCCAGAGUUGUACGACGUGCAGAAUACGAGGUGUUCCGUGCACCACCAUAUGGCUGUCUAAGAAGCGCUCACAGCGAGCCAAGAAGUGGGCACAGAAUGCAGCACGAAACUCGGGUGUCAAUGGGAGAAAGGCUGUCGAGUCCGUGGCUGUUGCUAACGACUGCCCUGUCCCAAAGUUUGGUACAAAGCAAAACGAAUUGGCAACUACAGUACUGGCUGGUGCUCUUUGCGAAGAGCUCUGUCAUGUAUACAUAAGCGUCUGGGAUAUACCAAUCUCGCAAUGUUUACUUCAAGGAAGCUUGCCACCUCAAUAUUCUCGAGGUAUUAGCGCUUAUGGUCCAUUGUGCAGAGAACUUCGCGAGUCGGACCGUAUUCCUCAAGGCAAAAGCUGGAUCCUCACUCACUGGCCGUUGGAGGACUCCAAUACUGCUUCACCCAUGAAGAUGGUAACAGAUUCUCGCCCUCAUCUAUUUAACACCGCAUACGUGCUUGAUGUGUUCUUUUCUGAGUCAGGGCACAGUUCCCUCCCUCCAAAUUUGAGAUUGACGCGAGAUAAAACUAUCGACGACGCGUACAAAUGGGCGGCCGUGGCAACAGCUGCCCAGUUUGUAGUGGGAGAGUCCGAGAAAACAAAUGACCGCAGUGAGAGAUCCCGCAAGAAGGCUCUUUUAUCACAGAGUCGUGAUGUCGCUGCCUGUGCAUGGCAUAAAGCUAGAGACGCUGCGUUCCGGAGCAUUGCCGCUACCACAUCAUUUAGGCAUGCUAUAGCGCUCGUCAUCUUUGGAAUGAUACCGACUUCGGGGAAUUCGGCUCACGAUGGGAGAUUAUACGAGCAGGACUCUGUUUAUGCCCUUCGAGAGGGCUUGCAGCGCCUUUGCAAUUUGUGUAAACGGGCACGACUACGUCUUGCCGCUACAGACACCACGAAUAGAGCUCAAGAUUCACCUCGCGAUGAACGGAGUAGUAGCAGUCAUGAGCUAUUCCCAGGAGUGACUGAAAAUUUAAUCGAAUUGCUUGGUGCAGUGGAAUGGAUGGUGUCCAUGCUCAACUCUUUGGCCAUCGUCACAUCCAAGGGAAGUAAUUGCCCUUUACCGAUCGACAGGCAGCAUACCGAAACUCCCUGGGAAGACAGUACCUGGUUGAAUACCACGCCGAUUAGUUGGCCAUACGACCCAGAGAUCGACCACUCAAUUGUAACACGAGCUGAAGUACAGUCCACAACGGUCGCAAUGUACCAAGACUUGGGAUUUGACGAAGCCAUGCUGCAGGCUGGUAGACAAACGACGUGCCUUGCUUUUCUUCUCUGGAAGCACGUGGCUCAAUUUGUUCUGGCCACUAAAGAAAUAGGAGAUUCAACAAGGAGCUGCAACUUUGACACGCUUUGCCGGCAUUACAAGACUAUUGCCUCGCUGAUUGCGCUUUGGAGUAGAUCAUUUGGCUCUGUCCCGCCUGGGACCAGUUUAGAUCUAAAACAAACCAAAUGCGGAAGAAUGUUUGCAUUCCAUGCCAACACUGGCAAUUUCGCGAUUCUACUGUUCUACGAAGUGGCACGGGAGCUUGAAGACAGACUCUCUGCCUUGCCUCCUAAUAGAGCAGGGGAUGGUCUUACAAACGCUCUUCGAUAUGCUCGCACACGUCUUAAGAGCCAGCGACUCAUGAGUGCAACAAUGACUUCUAUUAUAAUUUCAGGCUGCACUAGUGGCUCUGAUCUCGAAGUUGGUUCUUCCACUCCACAGCUUAAGGGAGUACCACAUAUCCCGUACGUCUCCCAUUCGACUCUGCGAGUUUAA